Durio zibethinus is the source of this 2492-nucleotide messenger RNA. Lineage: Eukaryota; Viridiplantae; Streptophyta; Magnoliopsida; Malvales; Malvaceae. The record is from RefSeq and is a predicted model, not a curated record.
AAAAAACGUUAAACCCCUCAAAUCUACCCGCCCAUUCCCAAGACUAAUAAACCCUAAUUUCCCCGACCGCCAUUCCCCGAAACUCUAACCUUUACAUGGAACUUCUUUCAAUGGAGCCCCAAAUCCCCCCCAAUUCGCAACCCAUUCUAUACGAAACCCUAACGGUAACUCCAAUUUCCCUCCCUUCUUCCCCUGCCUCCGAAUCUACGGCGUCCGAUCAACCUCCUCUUGAGCCGUAUUCUGUCUUCCGUAACGAAAUCUCUUUAUCAGCCGAAAAUCCCAUCUCCGUGGACUCCGCUGCGCCGGAUUAUUUCUCUCUUGAUAUUAACGAGCCGGCUGAGCCGGUGCCAGUUCAGGUUCCGGUCUCGGCUUGGGAUGAAACGGAGCCGAAGACGCCCGGUAUUGUGGAUGAGCCGAAGCUUGAGAACAAGUGGUGGUUUCGUGGAAAUAGUAGGUUUAAAAGUCCAAUGCUUCAGUUGCAUAAAGAGAUAGUGGACUUCUGUGGUUUUCUAUCCCCAACUCCGGAAGAGCAAGCAGCACGUGAUGCAGCUGUGGGUUCUGUUUUUGAUGUGAUCAAAUACAUAUGGCCUGCCUGCCAGCCAGAAGUUUUUGGGUCUUUCAGGACAGGACUUUAUUUACCAACAAGUGAUAUCGAUGUUGUGAUUCUAGGGUCAGGUAUAAAAAAUCCGCAGACUGGUUUGCAUGCUCUUUCUAGGGCAUUAUCUCAAAGGGGAAUUGCAAAAAAGAUGCAGGUGAUUGCAAAAGCUCGCGUACCAAUAGUUAAAUUUGUGGAAAAGAAAAGUGGUGUUGCAUUUGAUAUAAGCUUUGAUGUGGAUAAUGGACCAAAAGCUGCCGAGUUUAUCAAGGAAGCAGUACUAAAAUGGCCUCAAUUACGACCUUUAUGUUUGAUCUUGAAAGUAUUUUUACAACAGAGAGACCUGAAUGAGGUAUAUUCAGGCGGAAUAGGUUCUUAUGCUCUCCUUGCGAUGCUCAUGGCCAUGCUGCAGAGUCUGCAUGAAUCCCAAGCUUAUCUGGAACAUAACUUGGGGAUGCUCUUGGUGCACUUCUUUGAUUUUUAUGGACGAAAACUGAACACCGUAGAUGUUGGAGUGUCUUGCAAAGGGAGAGGCACUUUCUUUUUGAAGAGUAGCAGAGGGUUUUCAAACAAAGGGCGACCAUUUCUCAUCUCCAUUGAGGACCCACAGGCUCCAGACAAUGACAUCGGGAAGAACUCAUUUAACUAUAUCCAGAUUAGAUCAGCUUUUGGGAUGGCUUUUUCUACCUUGACUAAUCCAAAGAUCAUCUUGUCUCUGGGCCCCAAUAGAAGCAUUCUUGGUACCAUAAUUAGACCAGAUCCACUUUUGCUUGAACGUAAAGGAGGAUCUAGCGGGGGUAUUACGUUUAGUAGCUUGCUUCCUGGAGCUGGGGAACCCUUACAAACAAUGUCUGCAGAUCAGCAGGACAUUUUGUGCAAUUGGCACUUAGAUGAUGAAGAACCACUGCCUCGAGGAGAUGGAAAUGCUGGACAUGAUAGUGCUCAAUCCUCUGGAAGAAAGAGGAAAUCUUCUUCCAAAGAAAGGCACAAAAAGAAGAAAGUAAAAGAAAAUGGUGAUGUAAGAAAGAUCUGGCAUGAAGAAACAGUCUCAGAGAAAAAAAGAGUGAGCGAAAGAAAAGUUCUAGACAUAACCAUAAACACAAUAAUGCCAAUGGUUUUGGUCGCCAUGAAGUUGGUUCUUCCAGGAGUUGCUAGAAUGAUCAGACCCUUGUGCCCUUAUUUCAUUGCAAGGAACGGUGAAGCAAGAUGUCAAGGUGGACUACUAGAUGCUAUCAUACAAGAUUUAGGGACUUCUGUUCUAGACAGUAGUUUUCUAUAGGUCUUGGAUGGGUUUAAGCUUUACUAGUCCCCUUUAAAAAUUUUCCGGCUGCAGAUGAGGCCUUCCUAUAGUUGGCAAAAAUUAUGAAGACUAGGGGAAGAAUCUUAAAAACAUUUUUAUACCGUCAAAUGUAACAAUAGCUUAAUAUAAGCAGUUAACUUUACAUCUUGAAAGUUUAAUGUCAAAUUAGUUUCACAUUUUUUCUCCAUGUACCAUUUGAUACUCUGAUAUUGGAAGAAGAGAGCCUUUUGGGGAUUCACCCCAUCUGCUAUUCUUUAAAAUUUUUUGAAUGGAUCUUACUCUCUCCUUCCUCAUAGUUCUACAAAUAAGCCAUGUUCGGGCAAACUGAUUCUUGGAGCAGUACUAAAUAUUCUGCAAACCAAAACUAGAGAAACUCUUAUUCAUCCAGCGCGAUGGCAAGCUUCAAUAUUUAUGCUGUUUUCGGAUUUUUGUUUCUUAUGACAAGUUCCAAUCACAGACGUAAUGAGAAUUUCACACCAAUGUUAUUGAAGGUGAAACAUAUUUGAAUGGUCGUAAAUAAAUAAGAAUACCGAAUACAUCUUUCAAUCGACGUGGUUAAUGUUAAUUAACUCUAUUCUUCGACCAAAGAUUAUUUUC